AUGGCUACUGCAGCUAGUCCAACAUCAUCACUGUACGAAGUUCUUGGCCUUCCAAUGAGUGCAAGUGAUCAUGAGAUCAAAGCAGCUUAUAGAAGACUAGCCAGAAGGUGUCACCCAGAUGUUGUGGCCAUGAACCAAAAACAGACCUCGGCUACUGAAUUCAUGAAGACUCAUGCAGCUUAUGCAACCCUAUCGGACCCAGACAAACGAGCGAACUAUGAUAGGGAUCUUUACCGAUGUGCUCGGCCUCUCAGGUCUUCGUCUUCGCUUUCCUCCUCAACAGCUGCCGCAAAUGUUUACCGGAACUGGGAGACUGACCAGUGCUGGUAG
Molecule: messenger RNA, 330 nt
Organism: Fragaria vesca subsp. vesca
Lineage: Eukaryota; Viridiplantae; Streptophyta; Magnoliopsida; Rosales; Rosaceae
Product: chaperone protein dnaJ 11, chloroplastic-like
Exons: 1
Coding region: 1-330 (109 amino acids)
Source: RefSeq, a predicted model, not a curated record